GGGGCCCCCACUGCUCCCUUCAACCAGGCCCCCAGAGAUCCAUAGCCCAGCCCCACAAGUCCCCACCUCCACCUUCACCUCCAGGAAGCCCUUUAGCACCCCCUUCCCUGAAACCUACCCUGACCCUUGUCUUCUGGAGAGUCUUCUGGAAACCUGAGCUAUGCGGAGCGUGGUCUGUCUCUGGCUGGGGGCAUGGCUGGGGAUAGCCCUGGGGACAACCCCAAGACCUGCCAGCCUAUUGACCCUGCUCAACUCAAACCAAAGUUCUAUGGACCAGGAGUCUCUGAGCAACCUGUUAAAUACACUGGUGGUUUGGGACUGCCUGAUGAGCCGGUGGAAAGGGUGCAUUACCGUGGAGAAUGCCCUGUCCCUGGCAGGUUCUGGGUUGAUUUUGGGUUCCCAGAAUGUGACCCGCUUCUGCGCUGGCAUUGCUCUCUAUCUCAGUGACCCAGAGGGCACAUGUGCUGCCAUCCGGGCUGGCAGCUGGGGCUCCCGGGCAGACAGCCUCUUGGCUUCCUUGGCCUCUGCCGGGGCCCAAUACCCCAUCAUCCUGAAUCAACUUCUUCAGCAGAUCCGAGGGCAUUACCAAGGAGAACCAGGAAAUGGCAAGAGUUGUGUGGGGACACACCAGAUUUUGGAGGAAGCAGCAGGAGCCCAGGGAACUGAAAGCAAAGAUCCAAGUUGGGCUCUGGCUGCCCUCCUGGACCAUGCUCUUGCCGGCUCCUGCUUCCAUGUCCUGCCCAGUCCCCAGUACUUCAUCAACUUCAUCUUCCGACUUCAUGGCAAUGAGUCACGAAACCUUACUCUGCCUGAGUUGCAAGCUCUGAUGAGCCAGCUGAAUGUGGGGAUGAAGGCUGAGGUCCAUCACCAUGGGAGCGAUGAAGAGCACCAUCAUCAUCACAGAAAGAAUGGCCUGGAAUCGAAGGCAAACAGCCAGCUAAGGACUCCUCAAAAGACCCAGAUGAAGGACUCUGAUAGCGUAUGGGACACAGUAUGCCUGAGUGGCUCCGAUGUCCUGGAGGUAUAUGGGUUGUCAGAAAAGGAAGGGGUAUCCCCAGAUGCUUGGGCCCAGCUCAGCCCAGCCCUACUCCAGCAACAGCUCAGUGGGGCCUGCUUAUCUGUUCAAUCCUCCUCCCAGGAGCAACUCAGCAAGUCUGAAAAAUACCUAUAUAGCUCCCUAGCUGUGCUGAUCAUCUGCCUCGCCUCCGUCUUCGGCCUGGUGGUUCUGUUCUGUGCCUCCUGCAAGGAUCUCUCUCACUAUGUCAUCCAAACCUUCCUGGGCAUGGCUGUGGGUUCCUUAACUGGAGAUGCUGUACUUCAUCUCAUCCCUAAGGUACUUGGCCAACAUUCCCAUGGGAACAAAGCUGGGCAUGGAGGUCCUGAGCUUGUGUGGCGGCUCUUGGGUGCAUUGGGAGGCUUCUAUUCCUUCUUCCUCCUUGAGAGCCUCUUCAACAUCCUGCUGCCUCGAGAUUCUGAGGACAAGGAGGAGAGCAGUACUUGCAACCACAGCCACGGAAUGCCCCUGCAGAUGGUGAAGGAUGAACUGUCCCACCAGAAACAGCAACAGCAGCCCGAAGGCUCCAGGACAGACCUGGUAUCAGAGGAGAACCCAGAAAUUUCUGGUCGGCAUCGCAAAAACCUGAGCCGCGAGCUGCAGCUUCUCCCCUACAUGAUCACCCUUGGAGAUGCCCUUCACAAUUUUGCAGAUGGUUUGACGGUGGGCGCCGCCUUUACUUCCUCGUGGAAAACAGGUCUGGCUACCUCCCUGGCUGUACUGUGCCAUGAGGUGCCCCAUGAACUCGGGGACUUUGGCGCCCUGCUCCACGCAGGGCUGUCAGUGCGUCGUGCCAUGCUGCUGAACGUGGUCUCGAGCUUGACAGCUUUUGCUGGGCUCUACGUGGCUCUGGGCAUCGGGUCCAACGAGGAAAGUGAGAUCUGGAUCCUCGCGGUGGCCAUUGGGCUCUUCCUCUAUGUGGCUCUCUGUGACAUGCUGCCAUCAAUGAUGAACGUGAAGGACAAGAGACCCUGGCUGCUCUUCUUCCUGCACAAUCUGGGGCUCCUAAGUGGCUGGGCCAUCCUGCUGGUGCUAUCCCUGUAUGAGGAGAACAUCACCUUCUGAUCCCUCGCUCACCUCGUUGGCUACCUGACUGACAUCUGACCCUUCACUGUCCACCCUCUACUCUCCAUCUCUGAACUGGGCUCAGCAUAGCGCUCUGGCCUCUGACUUCUGACCCCUCCUGUCAACUUGUGUAAUGCACUAGACACUUCUCUGGGAUGCUCUUUGAUAAUUCCUGAGUUGGGGUGCCCCUAGGUGCCCUCCCCACCCCCAUUACCCUCUGGAUCUUUUGAGAUCCUUUCAUUAGGGCCUGAGAAUUUCUACAAAAUACUUUUAACACAGUCUAAAAUGCAUACAUAACUUCCACCAAAAGGGUGAGGAGGGGCUCGUCUCUCACUAUUCCCCAUCCCCACGGCUUUCUAAUCUCCAGUGAUUUCAUGGUCCUAGAUAUCAGUUUCAUGGAACUCAUUCCCUCGGGCCUCUGGGAGUUCCUGCUGCACCUUUUGUGCUAGACACAGGGGAGCUGGUAGCCCAGAGUGAGUUCCAGAAGAUUUGCAAACCUAUUUUUUUUCCCUUUUUCUCGGCUGCUGCAGUGGGAAGGAGGGGAAGAAAGAAAGGAAAGAGGGACUCCAGUGUGGAAGGGGAGCAGGAUAGGGUUCUGGGAAGAUAUUGGAUGUCUGUACAAAGUGGAGAGCUUUCUGCUUAGCUAGAAAUGGGACAAGAUGUCCUGGCUCUUCCCUUUGACAGUAUAAUUCUCUGAGAUAUUUUGAGACUCGAUUAGAGAAUUUUAUCUAGAAUGGUUGUGGUCUUUGCCAUAUCUCACAGAUAGCAUCCUUCCCUACAGUUGCCCUAAUGUGGAGGGCAAAGCUAGGGAUGUUCUCCCAGUGUGCGGAGAUGAAGUGCCACUGUGAUGGGAAGACUGUAACCCACAUUUCCUAGAUCCUAGUAAAAAAGGGAGUAAAAUUGUGUGUGUGUGUGUGUGUGUGUGUGUGUGUGUGUGUGUGUGUGAAGGAUGGCUAGAGAAGUAAUUAUAUAAGAGAUUUUCUGAACAUGUCAGAGAUCUGAAGUUAGAUAAAAGGAUUCUAUGGUGAAAUAAUAGUAUAUGGGUUUAUGAAACUUUUCUAUGUCCUGCAUUCCUUUGGCAGUUUGAUGAUGCCAAAGGACCCCUUAGAAUAAUGUUUUAAAAUGUAUAAAAUAAAAUAUAUAAAAUGAUAAAGAAACUCAAUUAUGUUCAAAUAUAGUAGUUUAACUUUUUUUAAAAAAAAUUUGUGAUUGUGAUUAUCUAGCAGGGUUCUAAUUGAACACAAUUUUAAAGUAGUAAUGAGCAUGAAUGAUAUUUGGAGAUAUUGGCAACACCUUUAAUGUGAUGUGAAAAUAUCUGUGAUUUCUGUUUAGUCAUAAGUACUGCUAAUUUCCUCUUGUUCUUUUGCCUACAUUCCCAAAUGUUCCAUACCAGAACUUAGUGAAAAUAAAGAUGUGAUUUUUCUCUUCA
Sarcophilus harrisii (Tasmanian devil) is the source of this 3548-nucleotide messenger RNA. Its product is annotated as zinc transporter ZIP4. The record is from RefSeq and is a predicted model, not a curated record. Gene Ontology annotation, cellular component: membrane. Bases 161 to 2119 code for a protein of 652 amino acids. Gene Ontology annotation, molecular function: zinc ion transmembrane transporter activity. The transcript is spliced from 12 exons. Gene Ontology annotation, biological process: zinc ion import across plasma membrane; intracellular zinc ion homeostasis. NCBI's taxonomy places the organism in Eukaryota, Metazoa, Chordata, Mammalia, Dasyuromorphia, Dasyuridae.